This is a messenger RNA of Desarmillaria tabescens, 1238 nucleotides long. RefSeq names its product kinase-like domain-containing protein. The transcript is spliced from 5 exons. Bases 39 to 1136 code for a protein of 365 amino acids. Gene Ontology annotation, cellular component: nucleus. Gene Ontology annotation, molecular function: protein serine/threonine kinase activity; ATP binding. Gene Ontology annotation, biological process: mitotic DNA damage checkpoint signaling; protein phosphorylation. The record is from RefSeq and is a predicted model, not a curated record. NCBI's taxonomy places the organism in Eukaryota, Fungi, Basidiomycota, Agaricomycetes, Agaricales, Physalacriaceae.
AAUACGCACACCUUCCCUUAAACCAUCACACGCCAGAAAUGGAUUCCAAACUACCUCCGACAAAAAAGUUUUACAUACCACCGAAUUCCGAGCGCAAGGAAUGUGAAAUGUUCUGGGUUAAUAAUCAGCCUUUCCUUGCCUCCCAAGGAUAUAUGCUCCGGCCACGAUAUCACCCGGGUUGGAUUCCUUCCUGGAAGUCCGAUCCUAAACCGAUGGCGCCAAUCAGAUCUUACGAGGAUGAACAUGUUAUACACGGCCAUCGUAGGUGGCGAAUAAUAGAUGCCGUGCAUAUUCCAGACGGUUCCAAAGUUAUCCUCAAAGCUGUAUCAUUGCUCCCGGACGAGUUUGAACUGGGGAUUACGCAUUUUCUAUCAACGGAAGAAAUGAGGAAAGAUCCUCGUAAUAAUGCCAUACCUGUCCUGGACGCAUUCCCGAUUCCCUGUGUGGAGGAUUGGGCUAUAAUAGUCAUGCCCAUGUUUCGCGGCUUUGCAUCCCCUCCUUUUCAUUGCCGGUCGGAAUUUAUCGAGUUGUUUCAACAGCUGCUCGCCGGUUUAGAAUUUCUGCACAGUGAAAACAUUGCGCAUAGAGACAUCAGUGUAAACAAUAUUGUCAUGGACCAUCAGCGUGUCUUGCCUAAGGGUUACCAUUUCGGCUUGAAACGUAGCCACGAUGGCAUCGAAUGGGAGUUACCGACCGAACUUCGUUGUCGUGCUGGUCCGGUAGACUACUGUUACAUCGAUUUCGAGUUUUCAGAAUGCUUCCCCGAGGGAAGGGAGAAAACCCUCAUUUCUGGAAUAGCGGGCCAGCGGGUUCCUGAGGUGCAAGAUUCAGAUACGCUCUACAAUCCAUUCAAGGCAGAUGUUUAUCAGCUCGGUGUUGCCAUGCUCGAUAUAUUUGAGCGUUAUACUGGACUUGAUGACUUCAAACCUUUGCUACGGCAGAUGGCCUCGAUUGAUCCUGAUAAGAGACCAACAGCGUCAGAAGCGCUGGUCCAAUUCGAGGCUGUAGUCUCACGGUCGAGUCAAGCCUCCUUGUCAUGGAGGAUAUGGUCGAACCAGCUGUGUGACUCGUUGGUUCCAUGGUUUUGGGCCCGGUUUCUCUAUCGUAUCUUUCCCCCCUGCCGCUCGUCCGUUUAGAUGUUGUUCACUAUUUAUUAGGUUAUUAUCAUUAUUCAGCCGUUCUGUAAUUUAGCUCUGUAUCACACUUUUAGAGAAGGGCCCUGCUUUCGGCGCAAGAUG